GCGAUGAUAUAUGUGACCGCCUAUGGGUAAAGUUGCCCAAUUGGGCAUAUGCACGUGGCGGGAAUGGGAUUUGUGGUUCUCCGCCGGCAAGGAGGAGUGAAGAGACAGGAAUUCAUUACGCACGACCAGGACCCGAGGCAGGCUAUAUAACUCCUCCUUCCGCUUUCCCGUAAGUCCCAUCUCCUCACCCAUGCUGUCUUCCUGUUGUGGCAUCAUGCUUGCUCAGUCCAUGCGCGACACGUUAGACGAUAACAGUGAUACUUGCUCGAUAAUGUCGGGCUCGACUUUAUCACGCUUUCCACCAAGCAAUGCAAGCUCUGCUACCUCAGACUGGGAGAUGCGGACACCUUCACCAGAGCCUUCGGUCUAUUCAAUGACUACUUCGAUGCGAGAAGCUGCUUAUCGUGAACUGCACGGUCGCAAUGUCAAUAGCUACUCUGACGUCUACUCCUUGCCAGCCGACGACCAAGAGCUGCAGCGACUAGACCAUCAACAUGAGAUGUUCAAGGCGACCAUGGGAAAAUACCCUCCCCCGCUACCUGUUAUCCUCGCCGAGCAACCUGGCAUCCAGAAGUUGGCCGUCGAUCUAGGCUGUGGCAGUGGGAGCUGGAUCCUGGAUGUUGCUCGCGACUUCCCGCAUUGCAGCUGCGUCGCCAUAGAUUUGGUGCCAAUGCAGAACCUGGAUAUGCCACCCAACUGCAGGAGCGAAGUUGACGACAUCAAUCUCGGCUUAGAUCACUAUCUCUCGACUUUUGACGUUGUCCAUGCACGUCUCAUUUGCACGGGAAUUAAAGAUUAUGCUGGGCUUGUCAACCACAUGGCGCUAGCGCUCCGCCCUGGAGGACUCCUCGACCUAACAGAGUACAACUUCAUUAUUCAUGACGCAAACAGAAAACCUAUCGUCAUCACCGACGACGAUGUACUCAACAUGCGGGGACCAUGGUUACCUCGAUGGAUGAAACUUGCGCAGCGCGCGAUUCGACACCGAGGUGGAGAAGUUGAUGCUGCGGACCAUCUCUAUAUGUGGGUUUCCCACCAUGGUGCAUUCCAGGAUGUCGUCCAUAGACAGUUCUGGUACCAAGCGUCUCCUUGGAACCGCCACAACGACGCGGAAUCUCGUCGACAGAAUGAGAUCGCGACGACCAUGAGGGAAGAUAUGCUGGAAUUCUUGAAGUCAGGUCGACCACUGCUUCUAGGAGCAGGCAUUCCCGAGGAUAUCGUGAACAUCAUUGAAGAGCGCGCUCGCGCUGAGCUGAAUGAGGCAAGAACGCCGUUGUACAUCCUGAUCGAAAACAUUUACGCCAUCCGACGCAAUAAUUAGACUAGACUUGCGUUUGUUCUUUUCUUUUUUUUUUCCAACUGCUUGGCUCUGAGGUUUGUGUUACUCUUUCUGGUCCCAUUUAUAUGAUGCGAUACCCUCCCAAGUCCAAAGAUCUUUGUAUGAUAGCCGUUUUUUCUAGGGAAAAAUGUAAAUAUACUUGACUCGUUGAUGCUGUUUAUACCAAGCUUACUAUGGUGCCGAAUAUCCGUUUAAAGAUGGAACCACCUCGCUAUGCCCGACGAACUCCACCUUAACUUCGAAGCAAAGCACUUCCCAUAUUGGGGAUGCUCGGUGAUUGCCAUUCCCAUUCCACAGCUCCUAUUGGUUGCAAGAUCCCCAGUACUUCAAGAAGCCGACGAAUUGUGAGGUGCUCUGUAUGAAAUAGACUCAAACUCCCACAUCCAGACAAUCAGGGAACAAACGAAUACCUUAUUG
Messenger RNA from Somion occarium, 1756 nucleotides. Lineage: Eukaryota; Fungi; Basidiomycota; Agaricomycetes; Polyporales; Cerrenaceae. The record is from the annotation of a GenBank genome assembly.